GUCGGAGCUGAAAAGUCUUCUCGAGGCUCUAGCCAAGAGCCAAGAAGCCUUGGCUAAGGCACAAGUGGUGCCCAAGCCGACCAUCAAUCUCCCCGAGGCGCAACGAUUUGUUGGCGUGAACUAUAGCACGUGGCGGCUUAAGUUCAUUCGGCGCGCUAAGGAGGUUGGAUUGUGGAAAUACUACGACCAAGCUACCGAAGUACCGGACGACACGGCUUCGGACAAGGAGAAGGCGGCGUACAAGGAGAAGAACGAGCACGCUCUCUUCCAACUGUGCAACUCGGUGGCGGAUGGAAUCCCCAUCGGGAUGGACGACUUCGUCGAUGAAGUCAACGCCGCACAACUCGGGUGGGAUCACAUGGACUCGCUCUACAUGGGCAAGACCGAGGCGAACAUGGCGAACGUCCGUCAGAAGCUCAUCCUACUCCAUUUGAAGCCCAACGAAACGAUCACGGAGUACGUGAAUCGUGCCAAGAGCUACGGAGACGAGCUGAAGGCGAUGGGCGUACCCGAGACCGAGAAGCAAAUGAUAAGCUACGUCAUCGGUGGACUUCCGGACGGGUGGGAGGCGCACAAAGGCAACGACUCGUGUAGCCGACCGAAGACAUUGACGGAGUUGGCGGAAACGCUUCAAUCAUUGGAGCUAAUCCGCACCAACACCAUGAACAGAAGGAAGCUCUUGGAAGAGCUCUUUGGCGAAAACCCAGCGCUUGUCAAUGCCGUUGGAGCCGGAAAACCGAACGAGUGGAGAAGGUCAACGCGGACGGGGAACCUUCCCCGGCACUUGCAACCAUUGCAACAAGUACGGGCACAAGGCGAUGGAUUGCUAUUCUAACCUGAAUGGCAAGAACUAUAGGGGAGCACGGUCGCAAGACAAGACAACAACUCUUGCCAAGACCAACGUCGUGGAAGCCGAGAAAGCAAAGGAGGACGACGCUAUCAUGGGCGGAGCACACAAGGCGAAUGUGGCCCGCGCCUCAUCGGCGUGUCUCCUUGCUAAGGGUGUGCAAAGCAAGGCGUGGUUCAUGGAUAGCGGAUGCACGCAACACAUGACCAACCGGG
Messenger RNA from Closterium sp. NIES-67, 1062 nucleotides. The record is from the annotation of a GenBank genome assembly. Lineage: Eukaryota; Viridiplantae; Streptophyta; Zygnematophyceae; Desmidiales; Closteriaceae.